GAACCGACCGCCAUGACUGCAACCCUUCCACCCUUCGUACACAACAUUUUCACUUACUUUCCUCUGCACACAUACCCACCGAUACCUUCACCUCAUAAAGCCCGAACAGUAACUUCACCAGAGCUCUGGAUUCACGCGCCACGCUCAUCCGAACCCUCCCUUGAGUCUUCAUAUUCAUCAGACCUAUUCAGCUCAGACGUCGAAUGUCUCAAAUGGCAAGCCUACAUUGCUUUGAGGGGGCUUACGGGGAUAUCUGUACGAUGGGAUAUCCAACCUGAAGGUGCUAUUGAAGGAAGGUUGCCUAACCUUCGCGUUCCUCUCAAAGAGUUUGAGCCGGAGGAUACGAAGGUGAAGGAUGACGGGGAGGGUGAAUUGUUACCUGCGCAUUUGAUUAUGGAGUGGGUGGAUAAGAAAGUGGGUAAUUUAGGUGAUUUGGAAGGGUAUGUGAACGAGGAUGCCAGGGAUGAAAGUCGGGCUUGGGUUAAGUUGUUAGAGGGAGACGUUCAUGCUGCACUGGAGGUAUUCCAGCCUGCAGAGAACGACUCUUUUCUCAAACUCCUCUCACCUUAUGGUGCAGUCCACCAUCCGAUCCAGACUAUCUUCACACAACCCCUUCAACCCCUGACAGGUUGGAGUUCACUUAUACGGCCAUAUGGUGUACACAUUGAUAGGAAUGCUGUGGAGUUGAAGUACAAGGACGCCAUCAGUGCGCUCUCAGAACGUUUAGGGACGGACAAGUGGUUCCUCGGCUCCGCAUCUCCAACAGCACUGGACGCGCUUCUCUUUGCCUACCUACAUUGUCUCCUGCAUUCCAAAGACCAUACACUCAGAUUCGAGAUCACGCGAAGAGUGAACUUGGUGGCUUGGGAACGAAGAGUGCACAGCGACGUACGAGCCGCGUUCCAACCGUACUCAAGGGCAUGAUGCGAAUUGGCAGGACACAAAAAGGUGCACAGGACGAUUGCGACUAUCUAGAUGGCACAUACAUACAGCAUACAAUCCCGUCUACAGUAUGAGAAUAACAACAAGAGUAGCGUUAUGCGGAGUGCAACUAGAACGACAAACGUGAAGGGUAAAGGAAUAUGUGGCACGAAGCGUUUGAGCUGUGGAUUGAAUGCGACUUUCACUCCGCUUUUCCAUUUGCCUUGCCAUUUGCUUUGCCAUUCGCAGGUUUCCCCGAGGUGUCAACCUCGAAUCGUUUUCGGAUAGUCUGUAUCAUCUUGGUGAACCUGCAGACAAAGCAUAGAAGCCCUCAGGACAAGAGGUAUGUGGAAAAUGCAAUAUACAACGAACCAAACGAUGUUCAGAGAGUUCAAGAUGAUGUUCCCGAUGAAGAGUGUAGCAGUGAGGGCUGUUGGGACUUGAUCCUUGACCUCCCAUAGCGUCCACAGG
Molecule: messenger RNA, 1392 nt
Organism: Somion occarium
Lineage: Eukaryota; Fungi; Basidiomycota; Agaricomycetes; Polyporales; Cerrenaceae
Source: the annotation of a GenBank genome assembly